GAGUGCUCAGUCGUUUCUGAACCGUGUGUGCGGGAGGUUGUGUCGCUCUCCUCUCUUCGCGCCUAGCCACCGCGUUCACCUCCCCGUCUAUCUUACCUAUUUCCACCGCCCCUACCACUCGUCCAUCCCUCCACCCACGGUCAUAACUCCCCUGUGGUGGUGUGGAAAAGUCAAGCACGCGUGUGGAAAAGGACCUGCUUGUGUUGUUUUUUUUUUUUUUCCUCCCCGUUCUCAUCCCUUUUGCCUUUCCUUCGGUUCCCACCCUCGUGUGUUCCUUCCUUCCCUCCCAUCCGUCCUUCUUUCCCUCGUGUGUCCGCGUGUCCUUCCCGAAACUCGACGCGACUGAUCGAACGACAGAACGACCUCAUUACGUCGCCACCUGUCCUUAAUUACCUCCGUCAGGCGGUGAUGGUGACAACACAAGCAGGCGGCUACAGGUGGUGACGGAGGCGCAGUAGGCGGGUUCCACGCACACCCACGCCCUCCCUCACCCCACACCCGCCACGCCCAUCCUCUCCGCUGAUCCCCACGCCCCUCUGUGCCACGCCCCCACCCUCCACGACUACCGUACGCCCGCGACCACCCCACAACAGCCCACGGUAAUGACCAUGGCAAGUUCCAGCGGCAGUGGCCCAGGGGAAACGGGCGGUGGGCAAGCGGGCGGCGACUCCCCAGCUUCCACGCCGCCCGCCGCCCUUGCCCCGGAGCCCCUGCACCCGCCCACAGCCGCCACCGCCGCCGCUGCCGCCACAGGGCCGCCAGUGAGUCCCCUCGAUGACCGAGUGAGGGUGACCGACAAGUACCAAGAGAUUCGGAUCAUUGGCAACGGGGCGUACGGGACUGUCUACUUCGCCAAGGACAGGGGCAACCAGGAGCGCGUGGUGGCCCUGAAGAAGAUCCGCAUCACCCUGACGGAGGACGGCGUGCCGGUCAGCGCCGUCAGGGAAAUCUCUCUCCUGAAGCAGCUGGAGAGAUUCGAACACCCCAACAUCGUCAGGUGAGUGUCUGCGUGUGUCACCUGAGAACUGCCGCAGGUGACAAGGUAAUGACUGUCCCUGCAUUCCUGCCGCACCAUCUGCUAUACGUGGGUACCUAACCUAUCCCCUUGUACCUUGUCCCUUGUAUGAGCGUGUUUGUGUGUGCUGUGAGGGACGGGCAGGGCAGGGAAGAGUGAGAUAGGGAAGGUAAAGAAAGGGUGAAGGGUUGGAGGAAUGCAGGUAAGAUAAGGUUUAGUAAUUUAAGAGAUGCUAUUGAAAAGGUGAACAGAAGAGAUAGGAGGAAUGGAAAGUAGCAAUUGAAAAGGGAAACAGUAAAAAAAAAAAUAUGGUGAUAGUAUUGAAAGAGUUGCAAAGGGGAAGGGAUGAUGGAAGUAACGGUUGAAAAGGGGAUGAAUAAGGGGAAAGAUGAUAAAAGGGUAGAUUAGGUAGGGAAGGUAAUGUAGGGAACAUGAUAGAAAAGGGGGAAAGAGUAAAAGGAACAAUGGAAAGAAAGAUUGAAAUGAAGGAAUGAUUGAAUAGAAAGAAAAGAAGAUAAAAGAAAGCUUAUCGGAACCAGUAAUGCAUAAAAAGAAAGGAAAAUAACAAGAGAAAGAGGACUGAACGAAUGCAUAAAACAGUAAUACAGAAAAAAAGAGAGAGUGGGGAAAAGGAUUGGAUACAUCAAUGAAAAGAGAAGAGAUGGCAAUGUUAAGAGAAGUAAUAAAAAAGAAAACGAUAACUAGUACAUGCUAUAAAAGAGAAAAGGAGAAGCAUGAAAUAGAAUGGGAAUGAAGGAAGCAAGGAAAGAGAAAGUAAGCAAAUAGAAAGAAAACGAAAGGAAUUAACGAAUGAAAGGGUGAACCAAGGAAGAAUAUAAGUAACACAGAAAAAGGGAGAAUGACAGAGAAUUGCUAUGUAAGGAUAGGGAGAAGGAAAUGAUGGUAUAAAAGACAGGGAAGAAGAGAGGAGGCGAGCAUAUGGAAGAGUAUAGAGGAGGACGAGGAUGAGGAGGAAGGGUACACGUAUUCCUCUCACAUGUUUUCUCCUCUUAUCUUCUUGUCCUCUUCCUCCUCUGGCUCUUGUAAGGUGCGUAUCAGAGAGAGAGAGAGAGAGAGAGAGAGAGAGAGAGAGAGAGAGAGAGAGAGAGAGAGAGAGAGAGAGAUUUGCUCAUAUUUCUGUCUGCGUUCAGGAACUACGCCCAGUGAUAGUCUGCCUGUGUGUGUGUGUGUGUGUGUGUGUGUGUGUGUGUGUGUGUGUGUGUGUGUGUGUGUGUGUUCAUCCCUCCUCGUAAGCAGUCACAAAAUGCCCAAAUGUCCCCAGAAUCCGUCUUAAGAAGGAUGUCCCCCCAGCAGUGACUCCUCUUUCCCUGCUUCGUCUUCUUUUCACGCUCCCAUAGAAGAGGACUGCAAUUUGACAGGAUUGAAGGAAGGGCGGAUAAAAGAAGAAGUUUUGUGGUGUUUUUUUCUUUAUAUAUAUAUCCGUGGCUGUGGAGCUUUAUUUAUUUAUUUUUUUUUAUCGUUUUUAUUUGUCCAUGUGUGUUUGAAAAGGGAUUUGUAGAAAAGGUUUUAGAAAGAUUCAUAGGUUAGGUAUUAGUUUGAGAGUACACACACACACACACACACACACACACACACACACACACACACACACACACACACACACACACACACACACACACACACACACACACACACACACACACACACACACACACACACACACACACACACACACA
This is a messenger RNA of Scylla paramamosain (green mud crab), 2712 nucleotides long. Its product is annotated as cyclin-dependent kinase 6-like. Gene Ontology annotation, cellular component: cyclin-dependent protein kinase holoenzyme complex; cytoplasm; nucleus. NCBI's taxonomy places the organism in Eukaryota, Metazoa, Arthropoda, Malacostraca, Decapoda, Portunidae. The transcript has 5 exons. The record is from RefSeq and is a predicted model, not a curated record. The coding region runs from base 603 to 1001 and encodes 132 amino acids. Gene Ontology annotation, molecular function: cyclin binding; cyclin-dependent protein serine/threonine kinase activity; ATP binding. Gene Ontology annotation, biological process: regulation of gene expression; signal transduction; protein phosphorylation.